GGCAACAAUGACCUUACCGUACUCCUGCUAAAUCUACGCCUAUCCGUGCGCUGUGGGAGCGUUACUAAACUACAGCCGAAUCCUUUUCAACUUCACCUUUUGAUCCUAACGCCUAACGCAGUUCACGAACGCCUCGCGGUGUUUACUGCUGCAUUGUUGGUUGCUCAAAUAAUAAGGGGACGCGUCCAGACCUCCAUUUUUAUCGGCUGCCUUCACGUCCGUACGAGAAAGAAAGGAAGCUCCGAUGGAUUCAGGCUAUUCGGCGUCAGAAGUAAGUUCCAUAUAUGGUUUAUAUAGUUUCGUAGCUACCUUUCAUUGCUGCUUUACAAUUGAACGCGGUUUCGGCUUUAUAGCGAAGACGGGAGCCCUUGGGUACCUCCAAAAGACGCCCGUGUGUGCAGCGACCACUUCGUCGGUGGGGAGAGGAGCGACGUGCAAAAUCACCCUGCGUACGUGCCUACGCUGUUUCCGCAGGCUUACAGGAAACGGGAAACUCCCACACAAAAUCUGCAUCGUUAUGAAAGGUAUUUUGAAAUGUUUCAUUCACCCCACAAUCCUUUAAAGGCAUGAGUAAAAGUGUUCAACUUUCGUAUUUUGUCCCAGGCUAACAAAAAGGCAGCGUGUUCAUACGUUGGAGGAUACAGGGCCAUCAGUCCAUAAUGAAGAAACUGAGGAUACGUCUGAGCUACAUGAAGACGACAGUACCACAGCAGAUGCCAGCACAUCAAAAACAAUGGGGACACAAACGGAGGACUCAGAGCUCGAGCUAACAGGGGGCCUUCUGGUGUUCCUUUCAAGCGUGACCAGAGAAGGCGCAAGUGCUCAAGUGACUCAUGCUUGUUUGACAUCUGUUGGCACAAACACGUCAGUGACAGAGAAUUCAGGAGACCCGCCCCAAGCUCCAACUACGAGGUCCAUUGCUACUGGCAGUAGUGAGAGGUGCUCUAUGUUUCAGGGCUACGACAGCAUUUGUGGGACUCCAGAAAUUGUAACAGACCUCUGCGGUGUUACCAUCAACGUCUUUGCACUACUGUUGAGUCUCAUAACACACCUGAGAGUUCGUGAAGUGGAUGUUACACUGCCUAACAAACUCUUAAUUUUCUUGAUGAAGCUCAAGUUAGGUAUAUCGUUUUCAUCAAUAGGCAGCCUUUUUGGUGUUCACAGGACAACAGCAUCCCGUAUCUUCCACUCGAUUUUGGAUGUACUUUCAAAUGCUACAGCAGAUUGGAUAUUUGUCCCGUCAGUGGAGGCCAUAAGACUCUCUAUGCCAAAAUGUUUUUCUGAGCACUAUCCUAAGUGCAAGUUCAUCAUAGAUUGCACAGAAAUCCGAAUGGAAACCCCAGAUACCCCAGAGAGACAGCGUGCAUUUUUUUCGAACUACAAGGGCUGUCAUACAGUGAAGUUUCUUGUGGCAAUUGCACCAAACGGAGCUAUUUGUUUUGUUUCUGAAGGUUAUGGAGGGCGCACAACUGAUUCCUCUGUAACUGUCGACUCUGGAUUUUUAGAACACAUUAGUCCAGGUGAUCAAAUCCUGGCUGACAAAGGUUUUCCAUCAAUAAGGACGGUUGUGGGUGAGAAAAAUGCAUUGUUAAUUAUGCCUCCAUUUUACUCUGGUAAGCAGUUCACAGAAGCUGAGAUGACAGACUGUUACAACAUUGCACAGGUUCGAAUUCACGUGGAGAGAAUGAUCCAACGUAUCAAAAUUUAUAAUAUUCUUAACCAUCGUGUACCAGUAUCACUUGUGCCAAAGCUGUCUGCAAUAUUCAGGAUGUGCUGUGUCCUGGCCAAUUUACAGCCUUCAAUAAUCCGUGCUUCUGGCAGCGAGCAAAAGACCGAUAUUUCCACACAAUAACUAGCUGUGAACCGUAAAACAAUGCUGCACAUAUUAAGAGCCAGCUGGUGGUCAGCAAUCUGUAUAUGUUAGAUACAGCGAAGUACAUUCUGUGAAACAAUCCCAACUUGCAUUGCUGUCUUUAUCACACUGUCUUUAUUACGCAGUUUGUCAUAAAAAUGUUUUGUCAGUGUUUGUAUGUCAAGUCCAGUAAAACUACAAGUAUAAUUGAGUACACAUUUGCAUGGCUUUUGGCAUAUUUAUUUCACAUAAAUAGUGCCUGACAAAGGCAACACAAAGAUUACCGUGGUCAAACAUUGCUUUCACAUAGGGCAGGGAGAUAAGUAGUAAAGUAGAAGUCCCCCAACUUAGGAAUGAGCAUUGACAGCAUACUGUCAUCACGGUUUAACAGCACUGUCACAUUCUGAUGCUUUGAAUAAACAAAAAAGAAACAGGUUCUACAGUUUAGUACAUA
Molecule: messenger RNA, 2306 nt
Organism: Ornithodoros turicata
Lineage: Eukaryota; Metazoa; Arthropoda; Arachnida; Ixodida; Argasidae
Exons: 2
Coding region: 734-1852 (372 amino acids)
Source: RefSeq, a predicted model, not a curated record